This is a messenger RNA of Daucus carota subsp. sativus, 4076 nucleotides long. RefSeq names its product glyoxylate/hydroxypyruvate/pyruvate reductase 2KGR. The record is from RefSeq and is a predicted model, not a curated record. Bases 219 to 1163 code for a protein of 314 amino acids. Gene Ontology annotation, cellular component: cytosol. Gene Ontology annotation, molecular function: hydroxypyruvate reductase [NAD(P)H] activity; NAD binding; glyoxylate reductase (NADPH) activity. The transcript is spliced from 4 exons. NCBI's taxonomy places the organism in Eukaryota, Viridiplantae, Streptophyta, Magnoliopsida, Apiales, Apiaceae.
UCGGUCAUUUGUGCAUAAUUUAUUACUCUAGAUUUUAGAAUUAUGCAGAUAUAGAAUAACAACCUAUCAGAAAAAGAAAGAAGAAAAUAACAAGAUAAACGACGAGCGGCUGAAUUUUUUUUAUCUUGAGCACUUUGAAACUUCAAACUCCUCCACUUCUCAAUUGCAAAACCUCUAUAUAAUCAUCAUCGUCAUCAUCCCCUGAGGCAAGAAGAAAGAUGGAAUCAAUCGGAGUACUAAUGGCCUGCCCAAUGUCAACCUACCUUGAACAAGAACUCUCUAAGCGAUUUAAGCUCUUCAAGUUCUGGAACUUCCCUCAAAAAGACGCUUUUUUCAAAGAAAACGCGCUAUCUAUCCGCGCUGUGGUGGGUAACGCGACGGCGGGGGCCGACUCGGCCCUGAUUGACUCGCUGCCGAGUCUGGAGAUCGUUUCGAGCUUCAGUGUGGGGCUGGAUAAGAUUGAUUUGGCCAAAUGUAAGGAAAAGGGGAUUAGGGUUACGAAUACGCCGGAUGUGUUGACUGAAGAUGUGGCUGAUUUGGCGAUUGGCUUGAUUUUGACUACUUUGAGGGGGAUUUGUGCGUGUGAUCGCUAUGUUAGAGCUGGCUUGUGGAAGACUAAAGGGGAUUUUAAGUUGACUACUAAGUUUACUGGCAAAACAGUGGGUAUUAUAGGGUUGGGGAGAAUUGGUUUGGCAGUUGCAAAGAGGGCAGAAGCAUUUACCUGCCCAAUUAGUUACUACUCAAGAACAGAGAAACCAGACUUGAAAUACAAAUAUUACCCAAGUGUCCUUGAGUUGGCUUCCAACUGUGAUAUCCUGGUUGUUGCAUGUCCACUGACUGCUGAAACUCGCCACAUUGUCAACCGUGAAGUGAUUAAUGCUUUGGGUCCUAAAGGUCUUCUCAUCAAUAUUGGAAGAGGUCCUCAUGUUGAUGAAGCCGAGCUAGUAUCUGCUUUGGUUGAGGGCCGUCUAGGUGGUGCAGGGCUUGAUGUCUAUGAAAAUGAACCCGAAGUACCUGAAAAACUCUUUGCUUUAGAUAAUGUAGUCCUCCUGCCUCAUGUGGGGAGUGGUACAGUUGAAACUCGUAAUGCCAUGGCCGACCUUGUAGUUGGAAACCUAGAAGCACACUUCUUGAAGAAACCGCUGCUCACUCCAGUCGUGUGACUGUUGUGAAGGUAUGCAAUCAUGAUUGUUUUAGGGCUUUAAACAGGUGUUUCCACUGUAUGCCCUUUCAAUAUUUGUAGACACUUUCUGGCUAGAGCUAUGCUAUCAUCAAUAAAAGCUCAGUUAUUUCUGUUACAACAUGACUUGGUAGUAAUUGUCAAGCCAUUGAAUUUGUGCAUGCAUCUUGUGUAAAAAAAUGAUGUUUGCGCAUGUUAAUAUGUACAUUGUCUUUAUGAUUACUCAUAUACUCUAGUAAUUAAUUUUCCAAUGUCGUUUACAAAGUAGCGAGGAGUUGAGGUCCUCAGGACAUACUUUUGGCUAUAGGAUAUAGUUGAAGGCCCCUGUGCUUGUUGCUUGGAUAUUGCUUUCCAUUUUAUACUCACCUGUAUAUUUCCGAGAGAAAAAGAGAAAGAAAAGAAGUGAGUGAACUUUAUUAUUUCCAACAUCAGAUCAGCUGAUUAUUGACAUUCUAACCCCAGAUCAUUCAGGUCAAUAUCAGACCAGGGGGCAGAGUCCUUUAAUUAAAAUCGGUGGACACGCAGCUGAGCCCAAGGCCUACCAAGUACCAACCUUCAUAAAGUCUAUAGCAGUAAGAAGCACUUGGGCUUGGUGUAUGUUAUGUAGCUCUCAGUUCCCACCUGUAUGGCAGUACAUGUAUUGAAGUUAUUGCCUUGUAUAUAUAUGAUACAACCAAAAUAAAAAGUAGGACCCGUGUAGUGCAGAAAGAAGCCACUAAGAAAACGAUUUCGUUUAAUAAAGAAAAAGUUUAUUUAUAUACAAGGGAAAAGAAAUAAAUAUUGGAGAACAAAAUAACAUAGUGGGAGGAAAACUAUCCUAUCAACAUUUUUGAAUGUUUAUUUAACUCAUAUAUUCAAAUAAAUUAAGAUCUGAACUCUAUAGUUUUAUCAGAUAUAUUGUGUGGUUUAACUUAUGUUUUUUCAUUUUGAUCGGAAAAAACCUAUUUGGCCUGGAAUUGAGUUAGAUUAAAAAAAGCUCAACUCAUUAUAUAGUAUUAAGGUGUAGUACAUAUUUCAAAUUUGGACUUAAAUUUUUUAUUAAAAAACUUUAUCAGUUUACAACUUUGGUGGAUGCUGUGAAUCUACCACCUUGCAACUUAACGAAUAAUUUUGAAUAUAAUUUGGAUUUAAUAUGUAAAUUUUCUAAUAUUAAGUUGCCAUUGGUAAUCGGUAUACACAUACCAACAUCUUAUAAUAUUAUAAAACUCAUUGAUAGAUAUGUCUAUGCUUGCCGACAAAAUAUAGCAAAGGCUAGGCUCGGGUUGAGGAUAGGUUUCAGGUUCUCAAGUACAGUAGCUUUUGGCUGUGAAGUCUUGACUACUCUCCAAGCCUCUCAUCAUGCAAAGCUUCCCUACACAACACAAAUAUAUCAUCAUAUGAUGGAUAAAUAUUGAUACACACAGACAGGUGUAACUCAUUUGUCGGUCUGCUUCUGUGAUUCUCUUCAAGAUAAGUAAAAAAUAUCUAGUCUUUCUUGUUGGUUCAUCAACUCAUCAUUAACUCACCUAGCACUGUUUCAUCUACUCUAUAAUGUUCUUGUUAUUAUCCUAGUGUAUUACAUCUUAUUAUUAGCAUAAUUUAGUACUCUCAAGUUUCAAUCUUUUUGUGUUUAUGCUCAAGAAAAUUCUGGCUUCUUUUUAACUUCUAGGAGAGUUUGUGCCCUUUUUCUGUUUAAGUCUAGUGAUUGUUGUUUAGGUUCUUGAAAUAUGAUGCAUACGAAGUCUGAGUCUGAUGUUACUAGUUUAGCACCAUCAUCGCCAUCCCGGUCAUCACCGAAGAGGCUAGUGUACUUUGUGCAGAGUCCCUCAAGGGACUCUCAUGAUGGGGACAAGUCCUCAUCAAUGCAUCCGACUCCCAGCUUUAAUAGUCCGACGGAGUCCCCUUCACAUCCUUCGUAUGGCCGCCACUCGAGGAAUUCCUCAUCUAGUCGGUUUUCGGGGAUUUUUAGAUCUUCUUCAGGGAGGAAAGGAGGCAGAAAGAGGAAUGAUAAAGGGUGGCCGGAAUGUAAUGUGAUUGUAGAAGAGGGUGAUUAUGAUGAUGAAAAUGGACUUACAAGGAGGUUGCAGGCUUUGAUUGCGCUGCUAGGCUUCGUUGUCCUGUUUACUGUGUUUUGCCUAAUUAUAUGGGGCGCAGCUAGGCCGUUUAAAGCAGAGGUUACUGUUAAGAGCUUGGCUGUCAACAACUUCUACAUUGGAAUGGGGCCAGACGCCACGGGGGUUCCAACAAAUAUGUUUACUUUGAAUAGUUCACUGAGGUUGAGCGUAUACAAUCCUGCUACAUUCUUUGGCAUUCGAGUUAGCUCCACGCCUGUCAACCUGAUAUACUCGGAUGUAGUUGUCGCAACUGGUCAGUUGAAGAAAUAUUAUCAACCAAGAAAAAGUCAUCGGACUGUGUUGGUGAACUUAGAAGGACUCAGAGUUCCUUUAUAUGGAGCUGGAUCAGCCUUAAACGAGACCAGCAACGGUUUUCAAGUUCCAUUGGAACUAAAAUUUGAGAUAAGGUCACGCGGACAUGUGGUUGGGAAAUUGGUAACAACAAGGCAUCGGAGACAUAUAUCCUGCUCUUUGGUCGUCGACUCCACCAAGUCUAAACCUAUAAAAUUCCGGAAGAAUUCAUGCACUUAUGGCUGAUUUUUUACAGAAUGCUGGACACUGCACUUCACCCCUUGCUAAGUGCAUGCUUGGGGUCUAAAGUCUGUUUACUCUGUUGUUGCCUCUUAUACAGUGUGAUCUGCUUGUAAUGUAAACUGAAUUUUUGUUGCAUCAGUUCGAAUGUAAUUCUAUUUAAUCUUUACUCCUUCGCAAGAGGUGUUACUUGUAAGCUAUGCUGAAAUAAUGUAUGGAAAUGGUGUGAAUAUUUACAUAUAAUUUAAAGUAUUAAAUUUUACUAUUGCAAA